AUGGCCACCAACAGUACGUCCAAGCUGGAUUGGACCAAAUUCUACAAUGUUAUCGACGGAAAGCUCGAGACCACGAGCAAGACCAGACACAACGUAAACCCUUCGACGCUCGAGGCCAACCCCGAGGUCCCUGUCUCUACCCCCGAAGAUGUCGACAGAGCAGUGCAGGCUGGAAAGAAGGCUCAGGAGGCCUGGGCCGAGACCCCCUAUGAAGAGCGCCAGAAAGCCAUUGCUAAGUUCGGCGAAGCUCUCGAGGCGCACGCGGAAGAGUUUGCGCUGAUGCUCACCAAGGAGCAGGGUAAACCUCUCCAAUUCGCACUGUUCGAGGUCAGCGAAGCCGUGAAGCACUUCAAGGGAAUGUCCAACCUGCCGUUCCACGAAGAGGUUGUAGAGAACGACCCAGACCGCCGGGUUAUCACGAGAUACACGCCCUUGGGUGUCGCUGUCGGCAUUGUCCCCUGGAACUUUCCCAUCCUUCUUGCCUGCGGCAAGAUCGGUCCUGCUCUGGUCACCGGAAAUGUCUUCAUCCUCAAGCCCUCCCCCUUCACUCCUUACUGCGGACUGAAGAUCGUCGAGCUUGCUCAGCAAUUCUUCCCUCCUGGCGUUUUCCAGGCGCUGAGCGGCGACGACAACCUUGGACCAUGGUUGACUGCCCACCCUGGUGUCGAUAAGGUCAGCUUCACUGGCUCAACCGCGACCGGAAAGCGUGUGAUGGAGAGCUGCAGCAAGACCCUCAAGCGUGUUACUCUGGAACUUGGUGGAAACGAUGCGGCUAUCGUGCUACCGGACGUAGACAUCAAGGCAGUCGCGCCCAAGAUUACAAUGCUGGCUCUGUACAACUCUGGACAAGUCUGCAUCGCUAUCAAGCGCAUCUACAUCCACGAGGAUAUUUACGACGAGCUCCUCGCCGAGAUGGCCAACGUUGUCAAGAACUUGCCCGUCGGCGACGGCCAGCAAGAGGGCACGGUCCUGGGCCCUGUCCAGAACCAGAUGCAGUUCGAGCGCGUCAAGGAGCUCCUCAAGGACAUCGAGGAGCAGAAGCUCAAGGUCGUCGCUGGAUCCACGGCGCCUGCAUCCAACGGCAAGGGCUACUUCAUCACGCCCACGAUGAUUGACAACCCGCCCGAUAACUCCAGAAUCGUUGUCGAGGAGCCUUUCGGUCCCAUCUUCCCCGUCUUGAAGUGGAGCGACGAGAAGGAGGUUAUUCACCGUGCCAACGACAGUCUCAUGGGUCUCGGCGCCUCAGUCUGGUCCAAGGACCUCGAAAAGGCGGAGAGCAUCGCCAAGAAGCUCAAGGCCGGCAACGUCUGGAUCAACACCCACUUGGAGCUGCAGUACAACGCGCCUUUCGGCGGUCACAAGCAGAGCGGUAUCGGAUACGAGUACGGUGCCGGCGGUUUGAAGGCGUAUUGCAACGCGCAGUCCCUGUACAUCACAAAGCCAUGA
Colletotrichum graminicola M1.001 is the source of this 1446-nucleotide messenger RNA. RefSeq names its product aldehyde dehydrogenase. Gene Ontology annotation, molecular function: aldehyde dehydrogenase (NAD+) activity. The record is from RefSeq and is a predicted model, not a curated record. Bases 1 to 1446 code for a protein of 481 amino acids. The transcript is spliced from 10 exons. NCBI's taxonomy places the organism in Eukaryota, Fungi, Ascomycota, Sordariomycetes, Glomerellales, Glomerellaceae.